UCUGGAUGUUCCAUUCCUGAAUCUCGAAUCUCGCUCAAGGUACUGAUCGCUGCCGAGUCUAUCAAGAUGCCUUCCAUCGAGUCCACCCCCAGGACCCUCUAUGACAAGGUCUUCCAAGACCAUAUCGUCAACGAAGAGCGAGAUGGCACUGUCCUCUUGUAUAUUGAUAGACAUCUUGUCCACGAAGUCACAUCUCCACAAGCCUUCGAAGGGCUGAAGAACGCCAAGCGGAAAGUCCGCCGACCAGACUGCACCCUUGCUACCACCGACCACAACGUCCCCACGACGUCACGGAAGAAUUUCAAGAAUGUGGCAGACUUUGUCAAGGAAGACGACAGCAGAUUACAAUGCACAACCCUCGAAGACAAUGUCAAAGAUUUUGGGCUCACAUAUUUUGGCCUCGGGGACAAGAAUCAAGGCAUCGUGCACAUCAUCGGUCCCGAACAAGGCUUCACCUUGCCCGGCACAACAGUCGUCUGCGGCGACAGCCACACCUCGACUCAUGGCGCCUUCGGCGCCUUGGCUUUUGGUAUCGGCACUAGCGAGGUCGAACACGUCCUGGCCACGCAAUGCUUGAUCACAAAAAAGAGCAAGAACAUGCGGAUACAGGUCGACGGCCAGUUGGCCCCCGGGGUGAGCAGCAAAGACAUAAUUCUGCAUGUCAUUGGGGUCAUCGGCACCGCCGGCGGUACAGGCGCCGUCAUCGAGUUCUGCGGCUCUGCCAUCCGAAGUCUCAGCAUGGAAGCCCGCAUGUCCAUCUGCAACAUGUCGAUCGAAGGAGGAGCUAGGGCCGGCAUGAUCGCCCCCGACCAGACCACCUUCGACUACCUCAAGGGACGUCCUCUGGCUCCAAAGGUCGACAGCAAUGAGUGGAAGAAGGCGACAAACUACUGGGCCAGCUUAAGGUCGGACGAAGGUGCCAAAUAUGACAUCGAGGUCUUCAUCGACGCCAAGGACAUUGCCCCUACAGUCUCUUGGGGUACGUCGCCGCAGGAUGUCGUUCCCAUUACUGGCGUCGUCCCGGGCCCUGAUGACUUUGAGGACCCGAACAGGAAGGCAAGCUGCAAACGGGCCCUUGAAUAUAUGGGACUCACAGCCGGCACCAAGAUGGAAGACAUCGAGGUGGACAAGGUCUUCAUUGGCUCAUGCACAAAUUCCCGCAUUGAGGACAUUCGUGCUGCCGCGAAGAUCGUCAAGGGCAAGAAAGUGGCACCAAAUAUCAAGCGGGCCAUGGUUGUUCCAGGUUCUGGCAAUAUCAAAGCCCAAGCUGAGAGCGAAGGGCUGGACAAGAUCUUCCUGGACGCCGGCUUCGAAUGGCGGGAAGCUGGCUGUUCAAUGUGCUUGGGCAUGAAUCCUGAUAUUCUGUCUCCCAGAGAACGCUGUGCCAGUACCUCGAAUCGCAACUUCGAAGGACGGCAAGGUGCUCUGGGCCGCACACAUCUUGUGUCUCCUGUCAUGGCGGCGGCGGCGGCCAUCGUGGGCAAAUUGGCUGAUGUGCGCAAAUACAGCGACAAUCCCUCCCCCGCCAAAGCAGACCCCAAACUUGACGUGAGGCCUGAAUUUGCUGAAGUCGACUCUGAAGAAGAGCUUGACCGUAUCCUCGACAUCCCCACAGACGCAACAAGCACAGCCACAAAUCACGUCCCGGCAUCGGGAGCAUCAGGCGGUCUCCCCAAAUUCACCGUGCUCAAAGGUAUCGCAGCACCUCUCGAUAAAGCCAAUGUGGACACGGACGCCAUCAUCCCCAAGCAAUUCCUCAAGACCAUCAAGCGCACCGGACUCGGCUCCGCGCUCUUCCACCCUUUGCGCUACAACGAAGAUGGCAGCGAAAACCCGUCUUUUGUCCUGAACAAAGAACCUUACCGCCAGGCCAAGAUCCUCGUCGUCACCGGGCCCAACUUCGGGUGCGGCUCUUCGCGAGAACAUGCCCCAUGGGCGCUUCUGGACUUUGGAAUCAAGUGCGUCAUCGCCCCGAGCUACGCGGACAUCUUCUUCAACAACACCUUCAAGAACGGCAUGUUGCCGCUCAUCAUGCCCGACCAGGCGAAGCUCAACAAAAUCGCCGACGAGGCCCGAGCCGGCCACGAGAUCGAAGUGGACCUGCCCAACCAGGUCAUCCGCGACGACAAGGGCAACGAGCUCGCCCGGUUCGAGGUGGAGGAGUUCCGCAAGCACUGUCUCGUCGAGGGCCUCGACGACAUCGGCCUGACCAUGCAGAUGGAGGACAAGAUCGCCCAGUUUGAAGCCAAGAGGACCUUGGACACGCCGUGGUUGGACGGCAGUGGGUAUCUCAAGAAGUGGCGCAAAGGCCCCGUCAAGAUCGAGGCGGCGCCCGUACCCAAGACGAAUCGGGGCGAGGUCAAGACCGAUCCUGUCGAAUGGUAAUAGACGUAGUGUGCUGGGAUUCGGGAAAGGAAACCUCAAACGGAGCUGCUGUAAUUUGCAAAUCACUCGACGGGGCGGUACGAACCACCAAAAAAAAAAUGAUGAGGGAAUUCCUUGAGAGGAACAUACUUGGACGAAUAGUUUGGCGAACUGGAAAGCCACUUCAAUCCUGAUCUCCUUGUUGAUUAUAAAAGUAUUCCGAUGAGUUCAUGGCGUUGAUGGUAGAUGAUUGAUGAGUGAUCGAAUCUACCCCCCCACCCCUCAGCCCGUCCUCUCCUUCUUGGGUU
This is a messenger RNA of Cladophialophora immunda, 2672 nucleotides long. Its product is annotated as 3-isopropylmalate dehydratase, large subunit. The record is from RefSeq and is a predicted model, not a curated record. Gene Ontology annotation, molecular function: 4 iron, 4 sulfur cluster binding; 3-isopropylmalate dehydratase activity. The transcript has 2 exons. The coding region runs from base 67 to 2385 and encodes 772 amino acids. Gene Ontology annotation, cellular component: 3-isopropylmalate dehydratase complex. Gene Ontology annotation, biological process: L-leucine biosynthetic process. Lineage: Eukaryota; Fungi; Ascomycota; Eurotiomycetes; Chaetothyriales; Herpotrichiellaceae.